AUGUCGCCACUGCCGGUGCGAUGGACGCUUCUCGCACUGGUCAGCCUCCUCGGCACCGCGGCUGACAGCACCAUUGGCAACGUGCCCACCGACGCUGCGUACGGGCCCAUCGACGCGGUCUACACGUGGGUUAAUGGCUCCGACCCGCGCUGGCAACGGGACAAGGCCGCGUGGCAUGCCAAGUGGCGGCGCGAGCACCACGAGCAUUCCACGCUACUGACGUCGGACGAGAACCGGUUCCGCGACAACGACGAGCUUCGGUACUCGAUUCGAUCGCUGUACCAGUUCGCGCCGUGGAUCCGCCACGUCUACAUCGUCACGGACGGCCAAGCGCCGGCAUGGCUCGACCGCUCCAACCCCCACGUCAGCAUCGUGCCGCACGCGUCGUUCUUUCGCAAUGCGUCGCAUUUACCAACGUUUGCGUCCCCGGCGAUCGAAGCCAACCUCGAUGGGAUUCCAGGUCUCUCCGAGUACUUUUUAUACCUGAACGACGACAUGCUUCUCGGUGCCCCGGUGUCGCCCGACGACUUUAUGAGUCGCAGCGGUACACAAAACAUCUACCUCGCGUGGAAGGCGCCAGCGUGCAGCCCCGACUGCGCCAACUGGAUGCUCGGUGACGGCGUGUGCCACCGCGCUUGCAACACGGCUGCCUGUGGGUUGGACCACGGCGACUGCACCUGUGCUUCGCCACCCGUGGUGGCCGACGACUGGACACCGAUUUGUUUGGAGGUUGAACAGCCUCGUAGCACUGGCUGCGCGCCGGGCUGCGACUGGAGAUACCUCGGUGACGACCACUGCCAGGCGCACUGCAACGUGGCCGAGUGUGCUUUCGACGCUGGCGACUGCGACCCUGCCGCGCUUGAUCUCUUGCCGCGCGUGGCAUUCAACGCCUCGGUCGACGCCGCUGCCGUGCUUUUGGACAACCACAGCGCGGUGCUGGUUGUCGACGACGUGUUGUCGGUCGAAACCGAAUCCAGCGCGUUCGUCCAGCACGCGGCCGUCCUCCGCUCGCGCCUCUUUCUCUUCUUCAAUCGUACCGUGACCGAGACGAUUGCCGAGGCAGUAGUGACUCCACGGGGCACGGCCACACAGACGCGACUGCAUGUCGUGCCACACGGCGUUGCGCUGGGGACGCAAGGCUACGCCUUUACGCGCUCGCCGCCGACGCGCCGUAUUGAUCUCGCCGCGGCCAGCAUCUCGCCAGCGUUCCAGCCGCCGCACUUGGACGCGACCAUCUAUGUGCCGUUUGCAUCGCUGCCCGAUUGGAGCGGCGAUACGCACUUUACGGUUGACGACGGACCGGCCAUCGCGUGCCCGGCCAUUGACGCGCCGUCGUCGUCUGCUGUGGCUCCAGCCGAGAGCCACUGUACGCUCAACGCGUCGGGCGUACUGCUGCAUGCGCGGGUGUCUGGCAAUGCGACGCGUGCGAGCGUCUGUCUCUUCAACGCGGAUCGCAGCAGCUGCAUUGUGUACAGCGCGCAUCGUACUGUACUGGCGCCGACCGCGAAUACCAUGGAGCACUACGCUUUGCCCAAGACGACACACGAGUGUCACUGGUGGACAUGGUGCAACGCAGCGUACGCGACGCUGGCAGAUAGCUGCACGACGGCCUCGACCAAGGCGCUCAUGGCCAAGGACCCGUCGGCCGCCAAGGCCAAGGCCAUGACGCUCUGUACUCGCUUUGGCGCCACUCACGGUCCACUGACACGCAACACAACGCAGCUCCUUCGCGACAAGAUGUGCCGCAUCAUGCACACGAAAGAUAAACAGCCAUUUUGGCUCGACCCGUGUCCACCGAGAGCUGCGGACGCGGAGAUGACGUUCCUCGAUCCGUUUGGGGACUCGCUCAAGCACGUCAAUGCACUCUUUGACGCUGCGUUUGGCAAGGCGCCGCAGCCACGCCGCGUGCCAUCGCACAUGCCGUACUUUAUCCAGAAGCGGCUGCUCGCGGAGCUCAAGGCCCACUGGCCGGUGCAGUUUAACACGACGUCGGCACACCGGUUCCGGCAUCCAAAGGACAUGCAGUUUAGCUUUGCCUACAUGCACUAUGUGGCGAACCGCCGGCUCUUGCACCCGCCGAAGUCGGCCAGCGAACUCUUCUCGAGCCACAUCGACAUCAACCAGAACGGGCACCUCGACGCGUACGAGGAGCGCAACCUCAUCGGACUCUUCCCCACAUUCUCGCACGCGAUGCUAUUGGCGCUGCUUGACGACUGCCGACGAGCGGCCAACGUCUCGUCCGCACUGCCGCUGCGACUCAUUGCGGUGCACUGCCCCGGCCUCGAGCGGCGUUUAAGCCAAGUAAACGCGGCGAUGCUACCGCCGACACACCGCCGCAUGUCCGAAGAGCAAGUCACGUUCUUAAUGCUUGGGCGGUCCAUGACCGACUACGUGCAGCUGUACCGAGCCCGGUCGCGCCGCACCAAGUUUGUGUGUGUGAACGACGACAUCACAAGCCCAUCGCCUGUGCUUCGCGCGAUGCUGCGCGAUUUUUUCGAGCUGCGCUGGAGCACGCCUUCGCCCAUGGAGCGCCCGGCCGACGUCGCAACGCAGCAGCACACGGUCUCCGAGAAGCGCCGCUUCCAACCCACGAACCAGCUCCACCAAGAGGUGGUCGAUAGCACCUUUGUUUGGCCAUACGAACUCGUCGUUGUUGGCGUGGCGAUUGGGUCCGUCUACUACGGUAUCGCAUCGAUGCGGUGGCAGAAUCGCUCGUAUACCCCCUUGCGUCCACUGUGCUAA
Messenger RNA from Saprolegnia parasitica CBS 223.65, 2742 nucleotides. RefSeq lists its product as hypothetical. Bases 1 to 2742 code for a protein of 913 amino acids. Gene Ontology annotation, cellular component: Golgi apparatus. The record is from RefSeq and is a predicted model, not a curated record. Lineage: Eukaryota; Oomycota; Saprolegniomycetes; Saprolegniales; Saprolegniaceae. The transcript is spliced from 4 exons. Gene Ontology annotation, molecular function: transferase activity, transferring phosphorus-containing groups.